AUGGAUCUCGCGUUCUCUCCAAAGACGAAGAAGAAGCUUUCCUUCAUGAUGGAAUCCUUAUCGGAAGUUUCCGGACAAAACAAAUCAGAAUGGGAGGAGGGAUUGGCGGUGAUUCAAGACAUUUUGCAACCUGGAUCAGCCGCACAUGAUGCGCUCACACCGCAACAACGAAAAGGCUUGGAAAAUGUUCGAGGAAUCUUGUUGGGAACUGGAGGAGAGGAUGAUGGGAAAUACCAUCUUCCUUCGGAACUUCGUCGGAGCGCCAAUGGAGACUCCGCGAUUGAUGCUUAUCUUCUGACUCAGUUUGCUGGGAUGACACAUACCUCCGCGAAGCAAAAGUUCAAGAGUGUGGUCAACGCGAAUCUUUUCAUCGCUGGUCUAAGGAACUUGACUGGAGGUGAUUCCUCAGAAACGAAGUUUAAGAAGAAUCUCAUGUGGACUUAUCUGCCACCUGAAUGGGAGGAUAUGGAAGUGGACACUCGGCGGCAGGUUUCAGAAAUGCUUUCCAAGGAGUCCCUUGAUGACUGGGGAUUUGAUAUAUUUAAACUCGAUGAACUGACAAAUGGCAACGCUCUGCUCUUUAUUGGUUACGGGAUCUUGUCAUCCCCUUACUCUCAACACGCCAUGCAACAAAGCGUAUUAGGUGAAGACGCUCCAGAGGUGGACGUGUCCAAAAUAAAAGGGUACAAAUUCCUGGAAGAGCUGAACAUAUCAGCAAUAACAAUGGUAAAUUUUCUGAGAGCAAUCCAAAAGGACUAUGUCAACGAAAACCCGUACCACAACAGUAUCCAUGCUGCAGAUGUCACCCAAUCUGUGCACAGUUUACUACAGAUGGGAGGGGAGAGGUUUUCCAAUGGUGAAAUCCAAGUCUUUUCCAUUCUAUUGGCAGCCGUAAUUCACGACGUCGGCCAUCCUGGAAAGAACAACAAUUUCCAAAUUCACUCCAAAUCCGAAUUUGCCCUGCAGUACAACGAUCAAAGUAUUUUAGAGAACAUGCACUUGUCCAAGGCAUUCACAAGGGUGCUUGGAAACGGGGGCAACACAGCUGUCGAUAUAUUCAAGAAGAUGAAACCAAAGCAGUAUACUAGUGUCAGAUCGAUGAUGAUUGAGGCUGUUCUCCACACGGAUAUGACCAAACACUUUGCAUCCGUCAACUUGUUGAAAGGUUUGAUGCUUUCAAACCCAACCGAGGAACUCAUUGGUACUGAUCAUUCUUGGACAAUUUUACACUUCCUACUACACUUGGCCGAUAUUUCAAAUCCCGCCAAGCCUGGACCUAUGUUCGAACUCUGGACCGACAGAUGUCUGGAUGAGUUUUUUAGGCAAGGUGAUGAAGAAAGGAAAAUGGGCUUGCCGAUUAGCCCAUUAUGUGACCGUGAAAGCACGGAUAGAGCGGAAAGUCAAAUUGGUUUCAUCCAAUAUGUUGUUAUGCCCGCUUUCAAGGUCAUGAGCAAAUGUAUACCGAAGGUGGAAGAAAAGAUUCUCCCAAUCAUUGAAGACAACUUGGACUUUUGGAUAUUGGAAGCAAAGCGAGUCAAGACACAGGGUGAGGAGGAAGACGACCCAAAGAGUUUCGAAAAGCUUCCAGCAAAAAUUCCAGUUGCCACAGCAGAAGAAGAAAAUCCAGGAACAGAAGAUGAGGAGGAGAUUUAG
Molecule: messenger RNA, 1653 nt
Organism: Cylindrotheca closterium
Lineage: Eukaryota; Bacillariophyta; Bacillariophyceae; Bacillariales; Bacillariaceae
Source: the annotation of a GenBank genome assembly